Rhinocladiella mackenziei CBS 650.93 is the source of this 1710-nucleotide messenger RNA. RefSeq lists its product as uncharacterized. The coding region runs from base 1 to 1710 and encodes 569 amino acids. NCBI's taxonomy places the organism in Eukaryota, Fungi, Ascomycota, Eurotiomycetes, Chaetothyriales, Herpotrichiellaceae. The record is from RefSeq and is a predicted model, not a curated record. The transcript has 3 exons. Gene Ontology annotation, molecular function: heme binding; oxidoreductase activity, acting on paired donors, with incorporation or reduction of molecular oxygen; iron ion binding.
AUGAACGCAUUGUUUGACGGUCCCUUUGUGAUUGGGAUCGGCCUGUUGGCUUUUGUACUCUAUGUUCUCAAGCGGGCAUACCCAAGGCCGUAUCCAGGAAUCCCAUACAAUUCUGCGUCCUCAAGAAAAUUAUGGGGAGACGCGCCGGGGCUGCUUGCAGCAAUAAACCAGGACCCAAACAAAUGGGUCUUCGAACAGAACAGGAAUCUCAACGCACCUAUUGCUCAGCUCUUUCUUGCACCCUUUGCAAAACCCACAAUCAUCAUUGACGACGUCCGCGAGGUCAAAGACAUCCUCAGCAAUCGCACGAACGUAUUCGACCGAGCUGCUAGGACACAAGAUGCCUAUCGCAAUCUUCUUCCGCACUGCAGUUUAGUCAAACUUACCACGCCUGCAUUCAAAGCUCAGAGACGCUUCUGGGAGGGCGUGACUGGCACGCCUUUUCUACGACGCGUCGCUGAACCCAAGAUAUACCGAUGCGCCCUGGGAUUGAUUGAUCUGUUAAAAGCCCAAGCUGAAAUGGCUGGUGGUCGGCCGUUUCACUGCUUUGACGGCUUCGACGUGGCAGCGUUCGAAUUGAUUUGGGAAGUGGUAUUCGGUACCCCUGAGAACGCGAUCAAUAAUGCACGCAAUGAUGUCCUUAAGGCAACCCCCAAAACGGUCCAACCUCCGUCACUGGACUCGGCGGCCGAAUUACCAGCCAUUCGCAAGCCUUACAUGUGCGAUACAGUGUCGUUCUUCAUAAGCACCAUAGCGAAGUCAUUGAGGUCAGUCUUUCCAGCAUGGAAACUUUGGUAUCUCAGACAGCAGCCCGUCUACAAGGAGAGAUUGGCUUGGAAAAUUAACACUAUCAACGGGCAUAUUGAAAGCACCCGCGCCAAGCUUGCAGAACUCUCGGAAGACCAACUCGUUGAGCUUGAGGAGACUUCUUCCGUGGUCACCGGAGUACGGCGCCAUCUUCUGGCUCAAAUACGUCAAGGGAAGCCCAACAACGUCAAUUUUUCCUCAUCGGUCCGAGACGAAAUUCAUGAUGAGCUGUUCAUGCUUCUCGUUGCCGGGCACGAGACGAAGGCUGUUCUGCUCUCCUGGUCUGUAAAGUUCCUCAUCGCCAGCCCAGAAAAGCAACAGAAGCUGCGAAAAGCACUGGCCGAUGCCUUCCCGGGAAGAUCAAAAGGAGAGCAGCCUUCUUUGAAAGCCAUCUCGAGCACUUCAAUCCCGUACCUGGACGCAUAUAUGGAGGAAUCCAUUCGGGUGGCAAACACGUCUCCUCGUUUUGUUAGAAAAACUACAACUGACACCCAGGUGCUCGGAUACCAAAUCCCGAAGGGCGCUACCGUAUUUCUCAACCCUUAUAUUGGCACGCAGCCGUUCGACAUCCCUGAGAAUGUGAGAUCCCAGACGUCACGCAGCUCCAAGGACAGCUUCGAGUUGUACUGGGGCCCGAACGGUAUGGAUGAUUUUCAGCCAGAGCGGUGGCUUGCAGAAAACGGGUCCUUUAAUCCUCGCCAAUUCCCACGUUUGGCAUUCUCUGCUGGACCUCGGAUGUGCUAUGGCAGAAAUCUCGCGUUGAUGGAAUUCCGCAUAAAUCUUGUGCUCCUGGUCUUAAACUUCGACUUCGAGCCUCUCCCUAAGGGCCUCGACAGUAUGGAGUCUCAACAGCGACUUUUUCGAAUGCCACGGCAAUGUUACGUCAGGCUCAGUCCGCUUUAA